Messenger RNA from Ictalurus furcatus (blue catfish), 2347 nucleotides. RefSeq names its product chromosome 29 C11orf68 homolog (gene c29h11orf68). The record is from RefSeq and is a predicted model, not a curated record. NCBI's taxonomy places the organism in Eukaryota, Metazoa, Chordata, Actinopteri, Siluriformes, Ictaluridae. The transcript has 3 exons. Bases 435 to 1157 code for a protein of 240 amino acids.
CUCCUUCUGAUAUACACGUAAUGACGCACUAGUUAGGCGCCCUAGUUAGGAAACAAGUAUGCGAAUCUAGACGCCGCCCACCCAACUCAGUUUUCCAGUGAUUUGGUAGCAAGCGGUGGUGGGAUUAUAGUGUUGUGUUUAUUUGUUUGUUUUGUUUGUUUGUUUGAUUGAGAUCGGUGUAAACUAUUAAGCGGUCUGAAAUUCGUUCGCUUGUGUCCGAUUAAAACAGGACAACUUUAUCUUUAGCAAGAAACCAAUCCGCAGUAGUAUAUAGUAUAGCAUUUGCAACAUGUAGUUAAUCAGAUUUAAAAAAAAAAAAAAAAACAACAACAACAAAAAAAAAAACAUUAUUGGCUGGACUAAGGGUGCAUCGAUACUGAUAUCAGGCAGGAUUACACACCGCAUUAUCCACCGAGUCGCAUUCGGAACAGAAGAUGGAGGAAGAAGACGACCACCCCGAAGCUCUUUCAGCGGAGGAUUACGCUGCCGAGGCGAUGGCGGCCGAUCUGGAUCCUUGGAUCGUAUUCGACGCCCGCAAAACUCCCAGAGCCGAGUUCCCAAGUUGGCUCGAGUCCAAUCGUCCCUCGUUGGUGAGCCGCUUCGGGGACGACGUCUCGGGGCCUGUAGGGUGGAUCGCCGUGUACGGCACCAGCCACUGCCCGAGCAAAGGCGACGUCUCGGGCUUGCAGGAGAGCUGGGAAAGACUUCGCUCCAGCGGCCGAGCCAUCACUUUCCAGACCAUUAAAGAGAUCGCACUGAACCACAACGUGCUCACGGGGAAAUGGCUGAUGCACUUGGACACGGGUUUCAAAGUGGACCACGCGUGGGAGUGCGUCGCGAGAGCCAUCCUGGACGGGAAGAUCUCCGUGGCCAAAGUGAGUCCACGCGACCCCAACUCGGACGGCAAGCACGUCAUUUGCGUCUACAACCAGAACUUCGCUGACGAGGAGCAGGUGAUGCAGCUGGACGCGGCCAUCAGGGCGACGGGCAUCAAGUGUCCUCUGUCUUACAAGCCAGACGUCUACACGUACCUCGGGAUUUACAGGAAUAACCGCUGGAAGCUGUGUCCCACGAUUUACGAGAGCAAGUUCGAUCUGGAGUGCGUGCCUCGCCGCUCACACAUCACCAACAAAGUCACCAACUUGGAGGUCACAUAGGCGGAAGAUCAAAACUCCAGCAUUGUGGACUGUCCUGAGAAUACCGAAGAGAGCGUUUGUUUUUGUUUGUUUGUUUGUUUGUUUGUUGUUUAACGACCUGUUCAAGUUAAUCUUCUCUCGUUCACCUAAAAUUGUUCUCUUAACUUUUCUUACCAAUCUGUUGUUUUUGUUUGUUUUGUUUUUUUCUCGAGACUUUUGUCUGAAGUCAGUUUUAAAGAGAUCGUACCUAAUUUACAAGCAACUUCAUCAUCUCUGGUUUGCCACAAUGCUAAUUAAAACUUUAAUAAUUUGUGUUUAAUUAUUAAGGAGCAAAAAGAUAGCACCCCUCGUGCUUAAUAAACAUAUGUGACAAACAUUUUCUUUGUAGAACUCUUUCUACGUGAAGAUACUUUCCAAACGAGGCAGGCAGACACAACCACAGGGAUACCGACACGAAUCUGCAACCGACCGAAUCGUACAGUUCCAGGUCCGACUCCGACUCGAGCCAGAAGUCAAGGGGGUAGUCUGCGUUUCAGGCUGGAUAAACGAGUUUAAUGUGGGGUUAGGCUUAUAGGUGGAGUCGGAUCAGAUCCAGCUCCACAUCUUGGACCCGGGCUGUCUGAUCUUAUCCUGAAAGGGCCGGUGCGAGUGCAGGUUUGUAUUCCAAUCAAGCCGGAGCCACACCCGAUUCCACUUUCGAUACUCGGGUGCGCCUCCGGCUUGAUCGGAAUACAAACCUGUACUCACACCGGCCAUUUUCCGGAUAUAAUACAGUUCCUGCGUGAAUGCGAGUGGAAGGAAAGAUUGCACCCAUGUUGAGGCGGCAGUGGAAAAGCAAGCUCAGUAAAGUAAAGCGAGGCGUACCAUGGGUUGGAUUUCAGUUCCUCCGGGAUUUAGCGUAGAGUAGGAGGAGCUUGCAAUUUUUCAAAAAUGACCGCAGAUUUUCCACAGAUUUGUGGGCCAAGACGCAUCGUGAUGUCAUCAAAACGCACCAUGUGGCAUCAUCACGACACGCGUUCAGCCAAAGCGCUCUUCGAUUCACGAGUACAGCGAAAAAGGUCUAAUUUCUCAACAGUACCGGUGAAAGCCCACGCAAAACUAUUUGGUGCAAUUGUGAUGUCGCAGACACAAAAUAAAAAAAAAACUCCGCAAGCUACACCGCAAAUUUUGAAGAAGGAAAAAAAGCCGCAGUAAAAUCAAGCAUUUUAGAU